GAUCCCUGGAACUUUGGCCGGGGAUUGUGCGAAAACUACUGGACGGAUUUUCGUGGGGUUUGGUUUAUUUUACUCAGAAAACAUUCAAAAGCGAGGGUAUGUCGAGAUAUUUUUGAUUUAUGUCAUUUUGUGGCCGUCAUUGGGAAUUGAAUGGAGGUAUUAUUGAUGCUCAGAUCUCCGUUGGAAAAGCUAAAUUGGAAAAUAUGGCUACAUACCCUCGCUUUUAAUGAUAAAUUAUUAGCAUUGGUGAAAAAAAAUUGAAAGAAUUUUGAAAAUUCACGGAGAAAUCCCCGUCUGAAGUUUAGAUGGGAGCGGGUCGCGGAACAUAAGUACGACUAAAUUCGUUCACUCGAUUACAUGCAAUCUUAUGAACGAACGAUGAAAAUAACGAACAAAUCGGCUUCAUAUUUCGAACGUUUUCACUGGGGUAGAGAAUAGCCUUAAAGCUUCCUUUAUAGUGGCCGUGGAAUUUUUCUACAGAAAAGUCAAAUGUGUACAUUCAAAUGGAAGCAUUUAUACUGGCUGUGGAAUUUUAUCAAUUUUCUAUGGAAAAGUCAAAAUUUUUUAACUUUUCCAUAGAAAAGUGAUGAAUGAGAUGAAGAUUGAAAACUUUUUAUUAAAGUGAAUAAUCAUCAGAAUUUAUAAGAAAUGUUAUUAUUUUACAAGUUUAGAGGUUCAAAAGUGCUUAAAAUUGAGUUUGAAAAAAUUCCACGAUUUUCUGUAGAAAUUUUCUAUUGCCAGCUUACCGCCACUAUAAAGGAAGCUUAAUGAACUUUAGUACGUGCGGUUAUUAUUCUUUUCUUUCCUAAGAAUGAGUUUUACAUGUGCUCAUUGUGAGAAAGUUUACAAAUUCAAACAAAGCCUCAAAAAACACAUACUGAAAAAACAACAUGUGUUGGUGCUAGAAAAGGAAAAUAAUGUUGGUGUUACGAAUAGAGCCAGUCGAAUUUUGUGUUCAUUCGAAUCGUGUGAUUCGAAUUUCAAUACAAUUUCCAAUUAUCACCAUCAUCUCGAAAAAGUACAUAACGUUUCCUUGACCAAAGAAACAUUGGAAUUCUCUAGUAUGCAAGAAUUCCAGAAUUGGAAACAGAAUUUCGAAAAAGAAACGACGUCGAUGUUUGUUCAAACCAGUUCUGCUAAAAAAAGAAAGAAUUGUGUUACAUAUUAUUACUUCUACUGUCACCGUUCCUUUUUGGGGAAAACACAAUAUAUAAGAAAAACUGCUAAUAAAAAGAAAGGUAUUGGUAGUAACAAGGUAUCAAAAUCUUGCCCUGCAAUGAUCAAAGCUUCAACGAGUGGCGAUGGAGCUGUAAAAGUAGAAUUUUGUUCCACUCACUUAGGACAUGAAACGUCAGUAGAACGAUUACGACUUAGUACUAAAGACAGAACUUUAUUAGCAGAAAAAUUGAUCGCUGGUAUACCACCUCAGCGUAUUUUGGCUGAUAUUAGACAGAAUGCUAAAUCACCGAACGAUCGAAUUAUUUAUGCCAAUAUGAAUGAUUUAUACAACAUAAAAAAAUCCUUCGGAAUCGAUUCUUCUCUCAUCCAAGACCAAAAUGAUUGCAUAAGCGUUGAAUCGUGCGUAGUAGAAGAGUAUAUCUUGCCAGAAUAUGACCUGGUACAACCUGAACAAGUAGAAAUUGAGAAAAGUAGAGUGCUGGCAAAAUGUUCGGCUAUUUUAAGUGAUCUUGAAGCCGGAACUUGGAACAGUGAACAACUAUCCGAGAUGUCCAUGCAUCUUGAUCGUAUCAGUGAUAUAAUUUCAUCAGUAUCGAAGGAAUCAAAUCAGCCACCCAUUUAGUCAUACGAAUAAAAUCGACGAUCAGACUUUUUUUAACGCUAAAAAGCGUAAGGAGAAACAAGUUUUCAUCCCACCUUCCUCUCAGAAUUCAGUAAUUAUUAUGCAGGGUCAAAGUGAGGAUGUAUCUUUACCCAAUGUUCCUGCCAAAAGCUCAAGAGUUGUAUUAAAACCCAUGGAAUAUUUUUUUGGAUGAUGAUUCCUGCCAAAAUUCCAUCUUUAAAUUAUUAUUGUUGAUAAAUGAAAUUUGUACCUGUUUUUAAUAGAGGAUAAUAAUGUAUUAUCUGAUUAUUUCCAAGUCAUUUUGUAUGUUCUAAUGUACUAAUUUUAUUAUUUUUUCAUCGCUUUUGAAAAAGUGUUGUUAUAAAAUGAUCAACAUUUUAGAAUACAUUUUUCAGAGCUUGA
Molecule: messenger RNA, 2203 nt
Organism: Planococcus citri (citrus mealybug)
Lineage: Eukaryota; Metazoa; Arthropoda; Insecta; Hemiptera; Pseudococcidae
Exons: 4
Coding region: 812-1801 (329 amino acids)
Source: RefSeq, a predicted model, not a curated record